Messenger RNA from Doryrhamphus excisus (bluestripe pipefish), 4762 nucleotides. Lineage: Eukaryota; Metazoa; Chordata; Actinopteri; Syngnathiformes; Syngnathidae. The record is from RefSeq and is a predicted model, not a curated record.
UACAGCCUCUUUAACUUCUCUUGUGCGGUGUUACUGUAACGCCAUGAUACAAAUACGUAGCCGAUGUGUGGUGGUCGUCACUUGAUGCGAAUAUUUAUCUUUCGCUGGGUCGACAUUUUCCAGGGAUUAGAGAAGCUAUCCGUUAGCUUCGAGCUAACCAGCACCCGACCGGUGGCACAGUUGAGAUCUCCCCCGCUAAAAACAUACGUAGUAAGUCAACGAGACGAGCAAAUGUGCACAUUUCUACGUAUAGAUGUAGGAGUGGUGAUUUAAGGGGGCGUUUUUAGAUGUAGCAUUCGCUAGCAUCCCUGAGACGCUGACCGUGACGUCACCUCUGUCAUAUUAACAGAACCAGAUGCUGGCUUUGCGAUAUGAUCAACGCGCAUGCGCAGUCUGACUUGUGCUGCCACAUUUGCUUGUCAGUUUGAAUUAUCUGGAGAAUGAAUGUUUUUCACUGCUGCCAUUGCAUGUUGUGGUGCAUUCUACAAAAAGGAACUAGAAUCAUCUCAACAUUUUCUUUUAGGGAAUGAAAAUGUUCCAUAACAGGGAAAAGUGUGGAAUAGGGUCUUUACUGACAUGUGGCGUGACCCUGCAAUGAGCUGAUGACUUCAUAACUACAAUACUAGCAGAGCCUGGAUGCUUAAAGCUGCCUGGACCUUCUUGCCGCUCUGAAGUCCUUCAUGCAGGAAUUUUGAAUGUUGGAGUGUCAAACAGCAUUUUUCAACAAGAGGCAGAGAAGUAGAGAAGGACACUCAAAGGUCCUCAGGAUCCUGGUCCUGCCUCGACUGGUCCAUAUGCAUACAAGACACUUGUCCAGCUGACAGCGAGCUCGUUUGUCGGACAUGAACGUGCUGGACCCCAUCAAGGCUGGAGGUCUACUUGUGUGAGCUUUCAAAGCAGGAGUAGGCCCAGCCAUGGAGGGUCUGAGGCAGCUGGACAUGGUGGGUGACAUCAGCCCGGCUCUGGAGGCCACAGAGGACUUCAUCCACUGCAUGGACGGCAUUCAAGGCCAAGGUCUGAGCCAGGGUCAGACCGGGGUCCUCCAAGACUCCAUGCAACCCAGGAAGCUCCAGGAGGUCUCAGGUGCAGCGCUGGCUAAGCUGAGCUCCAGCGGUGUUUGGAGCCUGCUGGCGGCGGAGCAACCCGAGGUGGGACCGCUAGGACUGGCGUGGGCCGAUAACCUGAGCGUCCUGGGCCUUGGCGUGGGGCUGAGGCACGGCAAGAGGAGCCGGGCGCGCUCCACCAACGACCUGGCGGCCCACGGCAAGGAGAGCAACGGCACCUCGUCCAACUGCGCCUUCAAGAAGGGACACAACCGGUCCAGGUCGGACGUCAACUACCGGCCAUCCGCCUACACGGACAACGGACUCCCCGCCGUGGAAACCGUGAAGAACAGCAACCUGCAGCACCAGCAGCAAGGUGAAAAGGGCAGCAGUAGCAGCGUUCUGAAGCAGGCCGAGAUGGAGCAUCGUGAAGGUCAGCGAGGUCGCUGGACCACAUGUCACGUGGAGCUGACGCCCUGUGAGCUCCGCCUCUACACGCUGGACAGCAGCGCCAACCGCCAGCUGGGCACCGCCUACUCGCUGUCACACUGCCAGAGCGUCAUGUCGCCGGCGCCGUGUGGCCAGGUGGGCCAGCCAGCCGACCCGCGCACGAUCCAAACCGUGUUCUUCAACAGCACGCGUGUCCAGCUGAGGGCGGGCAGCCAGUGGGAGGCCAUGGAGUGGAGGCGGCUCAUGUGGGAGAAGGUGCAGGCAGUGAGGCCUGAGAGGCAGGAGAACCGCCAGAGGAAGGCGGUGCUGGAAAAGGUCGCCACGUUUCCCGCCCCCAUGUCGCCCUCCUCGUCGCCAUCCAGGUCCGACGGCGACAGCGACACGUCGGCAGAGGCGUCACUCCGGUCUGAUGGCGGCACUUUAAGCAGACCGACCACGCUUCCUCUGUUCAGCCAACGAUGCCAGGACGUCUUUAAAGCUGGACUGCUGCACCAGCUUCUGGACCAGAACAACUGGAGGACCUUCACCUUCGUCCUGACCAGAACCGCUCUGCAGGCUUUCCCCACAGAAGGCCGCGGGUCUGUGUCGCAUCCCAUCCGCCAGUACCCACUGGCUUCCUGCCUGGGCGUGCAUCCGGACCCAGAACGGGAGGAGCCGUGGACAGACCAAGGCGACCGCUUCCGGGCGACGUUCCCCGACGAUGUGCUCCGACUCCGAGCGGACACCAAACUCAAAGCUCAGGAAUGGAUGGAGGCCAUGAGAGAGGCGGUGGAUGCGCAGCGGCCUGCGCACGUGGAGGGGAGCGCUCCGGCCCUGCAGGGGGUGCUGUUGAGAUCCCGGGAGAGGAGGCAGAGAGACGCCCAGCGAGCCAAGCGUCAGUCGGUCACCACCAGCUUCCUCAGUCUUCUCACCUGUGUGGCCGUGGAGAAAGGACUGACUGCUCAGAGCUUCAGGUGUGCAGGCUGUCAGCGUCCCGUGGGUCUGUCCAGAGGAAAGGCCAAGGUGUGCCACUACAGCGGUUGGUAUUACUGUCAGAGCUGCCACCGGGACAACACCUUCCUCAUCCCGGCACGCCUGCUGCACAACUGGGACACCAGCAAGCACAAGGUGUCCAAACAGGCCAAGGAGUUCCUGGAGUUCGUGUACGAGGAGCCCCUGCUGGACGUCCAGCAGCUCAACCCCGGUCUGUACGAGCACUGCGAGCCUCUCAGCGUGGUGCUACGUCUCCGCCAACGACUGCAGUCGUUGCGAGCGUACCUGUUCAGCUGCCGUGCCACCAUCGCAGAGGAUCUACGGCGACGAAUCUUCCCUCGAGAGUAUUUGCUCCAGCACAUUCACCUCUACUCGAUGGCUGACCUGCAGCAGGUGAUCGACGGUCAGCUGGCGCCGUUCCUGUCCAAGGUGAUAAAGUUCGCCAGCUCGCACGUGUUCAGCUGCAGUCUUUGUCGGGAGAAGGGAUUCAUCUGUGAACUCUGCCACAACGGACAGGUCAUCUACCCUUUCCAGGAAAGCGCCACCAAGAGGUGCGACGGCUGCGGCGCCGUCUUCCACGCCGAGUGCCGACAGAAGGCUCAGCCGUGUCCUCGCUGCGUGCGCAGAGAACUCCACCACAAGUGUCCGUCUUCCUUCUGGUCGCCGGACGACAACAGUCCCGGCUGCUACCAUCUGCCCUACCAGGACACCUGAGAAGCCUGAGACGCGCUGACUCGUCUUGCCAAGGGGCGGAGCUCAGCUGGGACGCUUUGGAGCGCAAACGAUGCACAAUCUUCACACACAGCGCCAUCAGGAGCGUACAAGAUGGCGGCUUUCUCUUCCCGGUCACUUUGAAACAUUGAUCCACUGGAGAGAAACAAAGAACAUUUGAUAAUGUUAUUCAUUUAUUCUGGAGGACGUUGCCCCCCCCCCCACCCCUUGCAAUGAACAGAUUAAUGACAUUUGCUGUGAAAAUAAAAAUGUUUCCUGAUCUCCCUCAAAUAUGUCAAAUUUCACCAAAGUCGGGUCUGCAACAGGACCUCAAAGAAAACAAACGCCCCCCACCCCAAAAUGUGUAGCUUCCUGAAAUUUUUAAAUUUUCUGACGAACACAAAUUCCUCGUUUAUCACGGUUAAUUGGUUCCAGAACCGAUCGUGUUUAACGAAUUUCCACGAGUCACUGUUAAUAAACGGAAUACUUUUGUACUUAGAGAAUAUACAACCUCUUUGUGACUUUAUAAAUACGAAUUUGACCAUUAAUAUAGCCAUGUAAACACGCCUCUAGUCACUUUUACACUCUAUUAUUGUGUUUACAUCACAUUGCCAGACUACGGUAUCACUGCAGGGACAUUACCGACGACGGAUGCUAGCAUUAGCAAGCUACCGAGUAAACUAGUUAGCAUCUCUAAUUUACUUACUCUAAACGUAAGAAAGUGUUUCAAACUGAAUGAGGAAGGGGGGAAAGUAAGACAAAAACGUACCACUUCCAGACGAAAUAAGAGGAGACCCCCACCCCCAACACACACUCCAUCGUGGCCGUGACAUGUCGACUGGGCUCCGCUAGCUUAAUAGCCAUACCAGUCGUCUCCAUGCAGUGUGAAAGAUAAUGUAAUCUCUUGUCAUGUCUCAUAACAUUAUGACCAGGAUAGUAUAUAUAAUUUCUCUUGUAAUAUUUAAUUAUAGACCAUAGUCAACCACGAAAUGGCCAUAAUGUGUUAAUACAUUUUAAAAAAAAACGAAAUACUAUAGGGAAGGAUCAUUGUACUGUAACGUGUGCCCCCAGUGUUCACAGGUGGUAUUACAACAUCGCAAUUUCUUAUUAUUGUUCAAUGAAAUGUAAACACUGUCAAAACACCGAACAAUUUCAAUUAAAAAAACUAAAGCUAGAAGUGGAAUUCAAACUCUCACAGUUAAGUUUGUCUAUGUAACUCUGACAUUAUCAGCUGUCCAUUGAAUGUGAGCUUUGUUAGCCGUUAGCAUCUCCACUCCAGGCUCUGUUCUGUGACGUGGACGCCAUUUUGUUUUGGUGAGGCGGGUUUAGAUUUGUAGCAUCGACCAGAAUUUGAGCCAUAAAACGUUUGAUUUUAAUUUCAAAUUCAGGGACUAAAUAUUGUUUUUUGGCCAAAAGUUGUAUUUUUGUUUGAAGUUUGUUUUCCACAGUAUUUAAUGAAGCACUGAAUCUCCACAUUUGCACUUUUCAAGUUGUUGUUUGUGGUUCUAUGGAACUUGGAACAGCGAGAUGCUCCUGUUUUCAGUUGUGAUCAUCUCCAAUAAAAACAUCUUCAAGGGAACAUGGAA